Molecule: messenger RNA, 1314 nt
Organism: Aspergillus mulundensis
Lineage: Eukaryota; Fungi; Ascomycota; Eurotiomycetes; Eurotiales; Aspergillaceae
Product: F-box domain protein
Exons: 3
Coding region: 1-1314 (437 amino acids)
Molecular function (GO): protein binding
Source: RefSeq, a predicted model, not a curated record
AUGGACCCGAAUAUACAGGAAAUCAUCACUCGGUUCAAACAACUGGAUACAAACUCAGCUCGACGUAUCGUUUACCACCAGAUCAUAGACCAGCUAGGGCCUCAUGAAUGGAGGGACGCGAAGAAGCGCAUCAACGAGCGAUCUUUCCAGAAGGAUAUUCUCGGCUCCCUACCCCUGGAAGUUGCUGUGCAAAUCAUCCAGUUCCUGGGCUUGAACGAUGCAGCCUGCAGUAUUCUAUUUCGCCAGUACACUGGAGGUGCACUCGACGAUAACUUCAAGGCUACGUUUUCGCGCUACUCGCAGCACAGGCUUCGAAUAGAAAAGGGAAUUCCAUUCAGACAGACUCAGGUGGACGUAUCUUUAGCGAGGGAGCAAUCAACGCUCAGCUUUGACUAUUCAGAUGGAAGAUAUGCCUGGUCAACUGAUGAUGACACUACAAUCGUGGUCUAUGAGCUAUGCUCCAAGACGACACGACGCUUUUGCACGGAGAAUCGCGCGAAAUUUAUGAGAUUGCGCGUCUCUGGAGAUAUGGUGGUUGCAAUCACUAUUCGUGGGCAUCUCCAUGCUUGGGAUCUCCAUACGGAAGAAACACACACUGUCCGUCUUCCCAAUACAAAUAUAUCCCAAAUCGUCAUCAGCGGCUUCAGAGUUGCUAUACACCUCAUGAACAACCAGGUGCUCAUGCACCUUGACCUUCAGCCAGGAAACCGAGGGACCCACAACAUUCAACAAGUACAAGACCUAGCACACGUGGGAUUGGAUUCUUCUCCUCGAUUCUUGACAACCGUCUGUCUUGAACAACAUAAAAAUCGUCUACGCGUUGUGAAACAUGAGCUCCAUGAGAACGGGGAAUCCUCGGCAGCACGAUCCUAUACUCUGGAGCUACCACCCGCCGAAGGAUUGGCAUGCCUAGGCUGGGAUUGGCAAUAUAAUUGCAAAAACAUUGGAUUUGUCCAUGGGCGGGAUCAAAUCGACCUCAUCGUGCCAAUAACAUACCAUCCACAAACAGAGCAAGUCUGUGUACACACGCUGCCCGAUCGUCAAAUUGCCCGUCCGCCGUGCAUAGCCAAUGUCGAUAACGGCAUUAUCUACUGGGUCAAAGAUGAUGAUGGCAAACAAAGCAUCUGGAUUUCGAACCCGUACGCUGAUACGCCUCUCUACGCAAGCCAGAAACUUGACUUACCCAGGCCACCGUCAGACGAGGCUUCACUCAUGAUGCAUACUAGUCGUGUGUUGAUAGGUGAUUCUCGGGUUAUUUCCAUUGUCGAUACGUCGGGAACGCUGUUAUCGUCUUUCGUGGAGCAAAUCAGCUAG